Messenger RNA from Brassica napus (rape), 706 nucleotides. Its product is annotated as NADH dehydrogenase [ubiquinone] 1 beta subcomplex subunit 9. The transcript is spliced from 6 exons. Bases 99 to 452 code for a protein of 117 amino acids. NCBI's taxonomy places the organism in Eukaryota, Viridiplantae, Streptophyta, Magnoliopsida, Brassicales, Brassicaceae. Gene Ontology annotation, biological process: mitochondrial electron transport, NADH to ubiquinone. The record is from RefSeq and is a predicted model, not a curated record.
CCAAAGAGAAGGUUUGUCACUAGUUGAAAAUCAGAAAUUAGAAGAAGAAAAACAGAGUGAGGAGGAGAGUCGAAAGGAAAGCAAUCGGAAGCAGAAAGAUGAGCGGAGUUUCAACGGCGGCGUAUUUCGCGCGGAGAGCGGCGCAAAAGGAGAGGGUUCGAAUCCUCUAUCGCCGUGCCCUCAAGGAUACUCUGAACUGGGCUGUUCAUCGCCACAUUUUCUACCGAGACGCUUCUGAUCUGCGGGAGAAGUUCAAUGCCAACCAAGACGUGGAGGAUGUUGACAGAAUCGACAAACUGAUUGCUCAUGGUGAAGCCGAAUACAACAAAUGGCGACACCCUGAUCCUUAUAUCGUUCCAUGGGCUCCUGGUGGCUCAAAGUUCUGUAGAAACCCUACUCCGCCUGCUGGGAUUGAGAUUGUGUACAACUAUGGUCAAGAAGACAACCCAUAAAUCUAAUUUUCAUACCCCCAUCAAUAAAAAUUGAAGCAUCUUGUGGCUAUGGUUCAGAAUAUAAACUCAAGGCUUUCAAGGUUGAAACUUUGAGGGACCAUUUCUAUUUUUUCGUUCACUAUUGUUUCAACUUGUUAGUCAAUGGAUGUUCUGGCUUUCAAACCCUAUGAGGAAAACAGGAAAUUGUCUGUGUUUUUUUCUGUCUACUUUGACCACAUAUCUACCAGCGUUUUAUAAAUGUGUCCGUUUGCUAA